Messenger RNA from Perkinsus marinus ATCC 50983, 265 nucleotides. RefSeq lists its product as hypothetical. NCBI's taxonomy places the organism in Eukaryota, Perkinsozoa, Perkinsida, Perkinsidae. The annotation marks the transcript as partial. The transcript has a single exon. The record is from RefSeq and is a predicted model, not a curated record.
GCCUGGCGAACCGUACGGUCGAUCGAAACGCCUCCAAUCAUCGCAGUAGUCGCUCCCACACCCUCGUCAUGUUACAUGUCUGCGGUGUACAGCGCAUCACCGUCGUUGACUUGGCAGGUCAUAAUCAGCCCCCGACAGAGUCCUUUCAUCACAUAUCCGUUGCAGGGAGCGAGCGAUGGUGUCGCUUUGGUCCCUUAUCCCACGAUAAACGGCCCGACAGUCGAGAGGAGAUGGCCAGUAUCAACAAGAGCCUCACGUCACUGUC